CCAACAGGACCUUUCUAAUACAAACUCUACAGCCUUUCACGACUCUCGAGCGACCUCACCCGACUACUUUGCUGCAUACAAUCUCCGCCGCUGACGCGAUCAGACCUCUCUACCAUUCACCUUGAACGAAUAUCUCGACGAUUGAUCGGUCGUAAUAGCUACGGUCACCGCCGCGAAGAAUGUCCGGCCUCUUUGGAGCCACGUCGUCCUCGACGGCUUCCAACACUGUCGGAGACCUCAAACAAGACGUUGCCCUGACCAGUCCUCCCGAGGACACAAUCACCGGUCUCUCCUUCUCCCCAGCCACCAACCAAGCCAACGAUUUCCUUGCCGUGUCUAGCUGGGAUAAAAAAGUCCGGAUAUAUGAAGUCACCAGCAAUGGCCAGAGCGAGGGACGGCAUGCUUACGGCCACGACGCGCCAGUCUUUAUGUGCGACUUCUCAAAGGACGGGACCAAAGUCGUCUCUGCCGGCGCUGACAAGGCCAUCAAAGUUUGCGAUCUCGGCACGCAACAAGAUGCCAAGAUUGGCGAACACGAUCAGCCUGUCCGAACUGUUCGAUUCUUCGAGGCCGGUGGCAACCCCAUGGUAGUGUCAGGGUCCUGGGAUAAGACUGUCAAAUACUGGGACAUGCGGUCCCCUACUGCCGUCGCCACAGUGCAAUGCCAGGAACGAGUUUAUACAAUGGACGUGAAGAACGACUUGCUCGUUAUCGGCACCGCAGAUCGAUACAUCAACAUCAUCAACCUCAAGAACCCAACGACUUUUUACAAGACGCUGCAGAGUCCGCUCAAGUGGCAGACCCGCGUCGUGAGCUGCUUCGCCGACGCCUCGGGCUUCGCCAUCGGUAGUAUAGAAGGCCGCUGUGCCAUCCAAUAUGUGGAGGACAAGGACAGCAGCCUGAACUUCUCGUUCAAAUGUCACCGAGAUCCUCCUUCGGGCAAUGUCACCAGUGUUUACGCCGUGAACGACAUCUCAUUCCACCCUGUACACGGUACAUUCAGCACAGCCGGUUCUGACGGCUCCUUCCACUUCUGGGACAAGGAUGCCAAGCACCGCCUCAAAGGCUACCCCCAGGUAGGCUGCAGCAUUACGGCGACCAAGUUCAACAAGACUGGUUCUAUCUUUGCGUAUGCCGUGGGCUAUGACUGGAGCAAGGGCUUCCAGAGCAACUCACAACAACUGCCUAUCAAGGUUAUGCUCCAUCCUGUUCAGCAAGAUGAGUGCAAACCUCGAUCCACCAUAAAGAAGCGGUAGGACGAAGGUAGUCAGCGAGGAAUGUGGGAGGUGGAAAGGGUUGAAAAAGUCCUAGGGAAGGUAAAUGAGGCAGGGAUGGGCAGAAGAUGUCAAUUUGGGGGAAAGUGUCAAUAAGAUCUAUGGCGAAAGGAACUUGUUAUACUUGCUGAGGAAGGCCGGGCGCACUUCGCUGUGGACUUAAGACAGACAGACAUUCUGAAGGGAAGCAAAAAAAGAGUUGAUAAAAGUGAUACCACUCAUCUUAAACUGGCUGGCCGGGUU
Molecule: messenger RNA, 1517 nt
Organism: Sodiomyces alkalinus F11
Lineage: Eukaryota; Fungi; Ascomycota; Sordariomycetes; Glomerellales; Plectosphaerellaceae
Product: Poly(A)+ RNA export protein
Exons: 3
Coding region: 180-1256 (358 amino acids)
Biological process (GO): transcription-dependent tethering of RNA polymerase II gene DNA at nuclear periphery; RNA export from nucleus
Cellular component (GO): nuclear pore
Molecular function (GO): ubiquitin binding; RNA binding
Source: RefSeq, a predicted model, not a curated record